Messenger RNA from Echinococcus granulosus, 867 nucleotides. RefSeq lists its product as hypothetical. Lineage: Eukaryota; Metazoa; Platyhelminthes; Cestoda; Cyclophyllidea; Taeniidae. The transcript has 8 exons. The record is from RefSeq and is a predicted model, not a curated record. Bases 1 to 867 code for a protein of 288 amino acids.
AUGAUGAUUAACCGACAAAACAACAAUGCCGGUUCAAAAGAUAUGCGCUUAUGCUCAUCGACAUUUUGGAAUAUUCAUUUAGAUGUCAUGAGAAAUGCGGCAUUUCCAAAUAUUAGAGGAAGAAGAGCUGGUUUGGCGGAAAUAAAUGUAAAAUCUGCAAACUUUUUGAACCUAAUUCGUCUUCUGAACGCCCAUAAAAUUAUUUUCGAGUUUUUUACAUGUUGGUUGGCUUUUUGCAUUCACACAAGGCUCCGAUUUCGUGCUAUCAUCACACGAAUGUCGCCUAGAAACAUUGACUUAGUGCUUUUAUUUAGACUAUCUCAAAACCAGUCAAUCAAUUUCAAAGUUCAGGAUGUUAUAAAAUUCUCUGGAAGGAUAGAAUGGUGGCAGGUUGGGUUUCAGAGAGGCCAAAAAGGUACGCAAUCCUACAAAUAUAGCAGUAUCCACAACAAAUCAAAUAAGUUUCAAAAAUAUAUUGGUUCCAAUAAAAAGAGUGGUGAUAUCAAUGAGUACUGGAAGAGGCGGCAUAGGCCGUUACACCACGGCUUUCAGCUUAUUUUGCUGGCCAAAUUUGACAAUUUGUUAAAAAAAGAAGAUAUUUCAAAUGAUCAAGUCAAUGAAGGCAUCGGUGUAGAUGAACAAAAUUUAGUCACGUGGAAAACUGGUGAAGUAAGGAACGAUAGUAAAGUCAGUUGGGCUGCUUUACCUGAACCGUUACUGGGCCUUAUUUUAUGGUGCAGUAUCAACAUAUUAUUACGAACCAGUUUCAACCAAGAAAAGGGGCUUUUAAAUGAUUCAACUAUUAAAAAUGGUUUCAAGUACUUUUUUGAGGAUAAAGUUCACCUCACAUAUGUUCUAGAGAUAUAG